Messenger RNA from Frankliniella occidentalis (western flower thrips), 1562 nucleotides. RefSeq names its product lipase 3-like. The transcript has 8 exons. Gene Ontology annotation, biological process: lipid metabolic process. The record is from RefSeq and is a predicted model, not a curated record. Gene Ontology annotation, molecular function: hydrolase activity, acting on ester bonds. Bases 117 to 1349 code for a protein of 410 amino acids. Lineage: Eukaryota; Metazoa; Arthropoda; Insecta; Thysanoptera; Thripidae.
UUGUUUUCUUUUAUUGUUUGUGUUGUCCUAUUGCAGUAAUCGCGGGACCGCAGUGACGGCGCAGUGCCUCGUGCUGCGAGAGCUACGCCGAAACCAGUCACAACUCUCUCCUCGCCAUGGCCGUCGUCGUCUUCAGGAUCCUGGGGGCGUGCACCUUCUUGGUGGCCGCGAUGGUCCUGUCGCUCUACCCCGCCUCCACUCUUUGCAGUGGUGUCCUGGAUCCGGCGGGGCUGGCGCGCUCCCACGGGUACGACGCGGAGGUGCACACGGCGCAGACGGACGACGGCUACCUCCUGUCCGUAUUCCGGGUCCGCAACUUGAGCUCUGCUGCGCGCGGUGCUCCCCCUGUCCUGCUGGUGCCGGGCCUCGCGUGCAACGCGGCCAUCUGGGUGCUGCUCGGGCCGGGGAAGGCCCUCGCGUACCUGCUCGCCGAUCGCGGCUACGACGUCUGGCUGACGGACUACCGCGGCGCCAUGUUCAGCCGCCGGCAUGUCAACCUCUCCGACCAGGACAGCGCGUUCUGGGACUUCAGCCUGGACGAUAUCGGCCGCCUGGACAUCCCGGCAGUGUUGCGCCUGGUCCUCCGGGAGACCGGGGCCCGCUCGCUGUCGUAUGUGGGUCACUCGAUGGGCGCGAGUGUGCUCAGUGUGAUGGCCUCCUCGAGCCCACAGCUCGCGGACAACAUCAGCCACGCCUACAUGUUCGCCCCCGCCGCCUACAUGGGCCAUGCCUCCCAGCCCGCCGUCUACGGCAGCGCCGACGCCGUUUCACGACUUCACGAUGAUUUGGGGCUGUUCGCCUCCGGGGAAAUACCUCUCAACUCGUGGUGGAUGCGCAUGACCAUUCACGGCGUCUGCUCCACUUCGGUGGCUUCCCCGCUGUGCCUGAUGGUCGGCGGCGUGUACGCGGGUCACGACAGCGAGCAGAUCAACAAGACAGCCAUCCCGUUCUUCGUCGAUUACAUCCCUGACAGCAUCUCGGUGAAAAGCGUACGGCAUUUUGCCCAGCACUUCGGAAAAGAGCACAGCUUUCGGCGGUUUGACUACGGUCUGGUGGGGAACAUGGCCACCUACGGACAGAACAGUUCACCGGAGUACAAUAUCAGCAUGUCCAAGUUCCCUGCUUCGAUAUACUAUGGAAGCAACGACUUCCUAGUUAACCCUAAGGAUGUGUUGGAGUUUUCCAUGCACUUGCCCAGAGCAAUUAGACCACCGUAUAAAGUGUCGCUGGACAGAUUCAAUCACAUUGAUUUCUUUUUGGCUACGGAUGCGAAAGACCUUCUAUACAAUCAGCUCAUGAGGGACAUGUUGCAAGAUGAAGAUCAUAGUAAAAUGUCUUCCAUGACAUGAGUAUGGAAUAUUUUUAAAAUGUGGUCAUUGCAUAAAUCAUACUCUGUAUGCACAUGGGUUUACAGUUGACCUAUGCAUUAGAUGACUGGCGCUGAACCUGAUGCCCCACCCCACCAGCAGAAUUAAAAUCCUCUAUCCCCACUUCACUAUACAAUGUGAUAAUGUGAUCCGAGCACAUCCAAAGAGUAGUUGUGUAUAAAUUAUUUUUUACAA